Messenger RNA from Alligator mississippiensis (American alligator), 2440 nucleotides. It is a transcript of the gene TM9SF1, whose product is annotated as transmembrane 9 superfamily member 1. The record is from RefSeq and is a predicted model, not a curated record. The transcript has 5 exons. The coding region runs from base 131 to 1930 and encodes 599 amino acids. Lineage: Eukaryota; Metazoa; Chordata; Crocodylia; Alligatoridae. Gene Ontology annotation, biological process: protein localization to membrane. Gene Ontology annotation, cellular component: membrane.
CAGGCUGGUCGGUGCUGCCUGGCUGGUCGGCUGCUUCUGGGGACUCCCGUCGGCUGGGCGCGGGGCCCGGGCCUCCAGGCAGCAGGCACCGCCGGGGCAGCCGUUUCCCAACUUCCUCAGUGCAGGCCCCAUGGCAUCCCACCACCCCUGCGUGCCCCUGCUGCUCCUCCUGCUGGGGACCUGCCCACUGCCGGGGUCCUCGGAGGCCCAGUACAAGCCGGGGGACCCAGUCAUGCUAUACGUCAACAAGGUGGGGCCCUACCACAACCCUCAGGAGACCUACCACUACUACCAGCUGCCUGUGUGCUCCCCCGAGAAGAUCCGGCACAAGAGCCUGACUCUGGGGGAGGUGCUGGAUGGCGACCGCAUGGCCGAGUCCCUCUAUCAGAUCCGCUUCCGGGAGAACGUGGAGAAGAGGACCCUGUGCGAGAUGAAGCUCAGCCCUGACCAGGUGGCGCAGCUCCGCCGGGCCAUCGAGGAGCUCUACUACUUCGAGUUCGUAGUGGAUGACCUGCCUCUAAGGGGCUUCGUGGGCUACAUGGAGGAGAGCGGGUUCCUGCCCCACAGCCACAAGGUGGGGCUCUGGACGCACCUGGACUUUCACCUGGAGUGGAACGGCAACCACAUCGUCUACGCCAACGUCAGCGUGAGGGACGUCAAGCCCCGCAGCCUGGAUGACCUGGCCGGGCCAGGUCCCUUCCCCAUGGCCCACACCUACAGCAUCCGCUGGUCAGAGACGGCCACUGAGCGCCGGGGCGAGCGGCAUGGCCGGGGUGGCGACGACGCCUUCUUCCCCCGCACUUUGGAGAUCCACUGGUUGUCCAUCAUCAACUCCAUGGUUCUGGUCUUUCUCCUGGUGGGCUUCGUGGUGGUCAUCCUCAUGAGGGUCCUCAAGAAUGACCUGGCCCGCUACAACCUAGACGAGGAGGCUUCGACCUCGGCUGCAGCCGACGACUACGACCAGGGGGACAACGGCUGGAAGAUCAUCCACACCGACGUCUUCCGCUUCCCGCCUUGCCGCGGCCUGCUGUGCGCUGUGUUGGGCGUGGGCAGUCAGUUCCUGGCCCUGGGCACCGGCAUCAUCGUCAUGGCGUUGCUGGGAGUCUUCAAUGUUCACCGCCACGGUGCCAUCAACUCAGCCGCUAUCUUGCUCUAUGCCCUCACCUGCUGCGUGGCUGGCUACGUCUCCAGCCACUUCUACCGGCAGCUGGGGGGUGAGAGCUGGGUGUGGAACAUCGUGCUCACCACCAGCCUUUUCUCUGCCCCCUUCUUUUUGACGUGGAGCGUGGUCAACUCGGUGCACUGGGCCAAUGGCUCCACACAGGCCCUGCCAGCCACCACCAUCUUGUUGCUGCUGAGUGUGUGGCUGUUGGUUGGCUUCCCCCUCACCGUCAUCGGGGGCAUCUUCGGCAAGAACCGCGCCGGCCACUUCGACGCACCCUGUCGUACCAAGAACAUCGCCCGGGAGAUCCCGCCCCAGCCCUGGUACAAGUCCACCCUGGUGCACAUGACCAUUGGUGGCUUCCUGCCCUUCAGUGCCAUCUCCGUGGAGCUCUACUACAUCUUUGCCACAGUGUGGGGCCGGGAGCAGUACACACUCUACGGCAUCCUCUUCUUUGUCUUCGCCAUCUUGCUGAGUGUGGGUGCCUGCAUCUCUAUUGCCCUCACCUACUUCCAGUUGUCGGGCGAGGACUACCGGUGGUGGUGGCGUUCAGUCCUCAGCGCCGGCUCCACCGGCCUUUUUAUCUUCCUCUACUCGGUCUUCUACUACUCACGGCGCUCCAACAUGUCGGGCACAGUGCAGACAGUGGAGUUUUUUGGCUACUCCCUGCUCACGGCCUACGUUUUCUUUCUCAUGCUGGGCACCAUCUCCUUCUUUGCAUCUCUCAAGUUCAUCCGCUACAUCUAUGUCAACCUCAAGAUGGACUGAGGAGCCUGGGCCUUGACAUGACUUCAAAGAUGGCUCCCCUUCUAUCUCCCCUCCCAUUGGCUGGGACUCUCAGAGACGAUGUGUCAUUUGCCAGUGUGGCUAAAGAUGGGUUCUCUUUAAAAAAUCUCCCCUCCCAUUGACUGGAGACGCCGUGUUGUUGGCCAUUGUGGCUAAAGAUGGCUUCCCUUUAAAGAUCUUCUCUCCCAUUGGCUGCCAAUGGCUGGUGGCCAGGGUUGGCUUGGCUUAAGAAGGCUUCCCUCUAAAGAUUUCCCAUCCUAUUGGCCGGGACCAUAUGGAGACCCUUCCCCAAUGGCCACAGUGUUGGGCUGGGAUGACUAAAAGUGGCUCUUCAUCAAGAUGUCUUCCCCCGGUGACCUUGAGGGCUGGCCGUUGGGUUGGCAUCAUUUUAAGAUGGCUUCCCCUAACAAAUCUUUCCUCACAUUGGCUGGGACCAGUGUGGAGGCUCUUACCUGUUAUUCAUGGGCAUGGUUAAAGAUGGUUUCCCUUAAA